AUGAGCCCAACAAUCAUUCACUCCGUAGUCCUCUUCGACGGCCAUGCGACACAUCCCAAUGCAACCGUGACAUUUGACGGAGACAGUGGCACAAUCACCUCCGUGUCUACUGCUCCAAGCUCAGUACAGUACCCUGCCGGAGCCACAGUCAUUGAUGGGAAAGGCCACACGUUGCUCCCCGGGCUCAUUGAAUCCCACAUGCAUGUUCACGGCUUACAUCUACCACCAGGAUCCGAUGAGUCUGGUAUCCUACGAUCACCUCUGAGAAGCGGCGUCACCACCGUCUGCGACAUGCACUCUGACCCAGACUCGGUAAAGAAAUGGCGAGGCAGAAUUACCGAUGAACUCGCCCACGCCAAAAGUUCUGGCGGCACAGUGUCGCUGUCUGAUCUCAAGAGUUCACUCUACGGCGCGACCAUUGAGGGCGGGUGGCCUAAGCCAAUUGUGCUUGGUCAUGAUCCAACAGAUGAGCUCAAAGCCUAUGUAUCUGUCUGGCCCAACGUGACCGUCGAAAAUGCCCACGAGUUCGUCCAGAGCCACAAAGCCAACGGAGCAGACUACAUCAAACUGAUGCAAGAAAACUGCUGCUCCCUCGCGAUGCCCACAGGCGCCAUCCCCGUCGCCACGCUCGAGCUGCAAACCGCAGUCGUGAAAGCCGCUCACGACGCAGGGUUCCCUGUCGUCGGUCAUGCUCUGAGCGUCGACAUGACCGAGAUCGUCCUGAAAGCUGGCGCCGACGGGCUCACACACACCUUCAUCGACCAAGCCCCUUCUCAAGGCAUUGUCGACCUGUACAAGCAGACAGGCGCCUUUGUGAUCCCCACGUUGACCGUGCUCAGCAGCCUGACGUCCGAAAUGCAAGAAUUGCGCGACAAAUUCGCCGAAAUCGCGCACAGCAAGGGGAUCGUCGACGCCUUCACCAAGCAAAAUAUGCUUGAGUGCAUCGCCAUGAAAGAUCCCGCAGCGAAACUCGAAUAUGCAUUUCAAACGGUGCGGAAACUGAAAGCCACCGGUAUCGAUGUCGUUGCCGGCACGGACGCGGUCGCCGGUCUCAAGGGCACAAGUAUCGGGCCUAGUUUGUGGAUGGAGCUGGAAUUGUUCGUCGAUAAAUGUGGUAUGAGCGUCACGGAGGCAUUGAAUUCCGCCACAGCGCUACCGGCCAUGAGAUUUGGGUUCAGUGAUCGUGGAGUCAUAGCAGAAGGCAAAAGGGCCGAUCUCGUUCUCGUCAAGGGAAGUGUCACGGAGAAGUUGCAGAGUCUCUGGGAGGGCGAGGGCAUUGUGGGUGUGUGGAAGCAGGGAAUCAAAGCUGCCUGA
Messenger RNA from Rhinocladiella mackenziei CBS 650.93, 1314 nucleotides. RefSeq lists its product as uncharacterized. NCBI's taxonomy places the organism in Eukaryota, Fungi, Ascomycota, Eurotiomycetes, Chaetothyriales, Herpotrichiellaceae. Gene Ontology annotation, molecular function: hydrolase activity, acting on carbon-nitrogen (but not peptide) bonds. The record is from RefSeq and is a predicted model, not a curated record. The coding region runs from base 1 to 1314 and encodes 437 amino acids. The transcript is spliced from 2 exons.